Paramecium sonneborni is the source of this 1834-nucleotide messenger RNA. Lineage: Eukaryota; Ciliophora; Oligohymenophorea; Peniculida; Parameciidae. The record is from the annotation of a GenBank genome assembly.
AAUAAAUAUUGAUUUAUAUAAAAUAUGAGUAAUAAUGGAAGAGUGCAAGUGUAUGAGAAAUUAUGUUAAUGUCUGACCACAUUAGAAUUAAGAAGAUAUAAUCAUCAUGCAAGAACUCCAGAAAAGGACAUUAAUUUGAUAAAAGAAUAAAUCAAUCAAGUAUUAUAAAUAAUAAUCAAAAAAAGUAUCUUAAGCAACAUUUUAAGACCUUAUGUUACUCUACUGAAUUACGUAAGACAUUAAAAAAGAUCAUACUAUAAGGUGAGUUACAUGAAAUGAAUUAUAACUGGUAAUUCUUUUUAAUUAAUAUCUUAGGGUAUUAUUGGAGUUAUCAGGUGCAAGAACAAAAAGAGUUUAAAAUCCUAAUGUUUAUGAUGAAGUAACAAAACUAAGAACAGACUAUCCAUAGUCUUAUUUUUAAACAAUUCAAUUGGUAUGAUUGACAAAUUAAAAUUAGAGGAUGUUGUGAGAACUGUUUCUCCAACUUUGAGAAAUAAGAAUAAAGAAAGAAUAUAUGAAAGAAAUCAUGAAUAUGAAGCUAAAAUAGAAAGAAUUCUUGUAGCUUAUUCUAUCAGAAAUCCAUUUGUUUCAUAUUGUCAAGGUUUAAAUUUUAUUACGCACUUUUUGGUAAAUAAAUUAAAAUUUUCCGAAGAGGAUGUAAUUAUGAUAGUAAAAUUAAUAGACUUUUUGGGCAUUAAGUUCAUUGAUAGAGGAAAUAAUGCCAUUAGAUUAUUAUACUAAUAUGAUUAGUGUUAUGGUAGAUACUAAGAUUUUAGAAUAUUUUAGUAAAAUAUAUGUUCCUCAAUUGUUAUAGCAUUUUAAGGAGAUUUAUUUAGAAGCUAAUUUUUAUGCAAUUUAAUGGUUUGUAUGUUUAUUUACUCCAAAUUUACAUAUAGAAAUAGUAAAGGAAAUAUGGUUAAGAGUAAUGGUUUAAGGUAAUCGAGCUUUAAUAGCGUCAGGAAUAGCAAUAUUAUUUAUAUUUGAGAAAGAAUUAUUAAAGUUUUCAGAUUUUGGAGAUUUAUUAGAUUAUUUUAAAAAGAGUUUAAAAGAAUAUAAUGAUAUAAAUGAAUUUAGAUUUGUAGUAAAUUAAAUAGAAAUAAAGAAAAAGCCUUUAUUUGAAGCCAGAGAUAUGUUUCGUAAGAUUUUAGAGAAAGAACAUGAAUAAAGUUUAGGAAAUGAAUCUCCAAUGUUAGGAAAAGUUACAUGUAAUCCAUAAUGGACUGUUUGUAAUUAAGUGAUACAUUUGAAUAAAACAUUGAAAAGAUCAUUUUCAUUUUUUGUUUAUUGUUAGAAAGAACCAUGUAGAGUGAUUAAUGAUUAUUGGGAUAGAUAUGAUGAUUCUAGUAGUAAAUGUAGUAGUACAGCAUCUAGUCCAAAAAAAAAGAAAUAAAAAGAAUAAGGUCCAUAAGUAUUAUUAGGAAGAUAAUUUCAUAUUUGUUAGAAUAAUGAUCUAGAUGAAAAUGACAAAUAUUUGUAUCGUUCAACAUUAUUGGUUCAUUAAGAUUUAAAUUCAGAAAUAUAAAGUAAUGAAGAUGAUGAAGAAGAAACUAUUGAAAAUAAUGAGAGUGUUAAAUCUAUUGAAUAAGAGAAUAAUAGAGGAAGAUCUAUAACUAUGAAUAGAUAUAUGCCUAGAUUAAGUGAAUAAGGAUAUGAUGGUUUCUAUAAAUAGGCUGUUUAUUUAAUGAAAUAAUAACAACCUGCAGAACCUAGAAAAAUUAGUGGAGAAUUGAAUUUAUUCCCUGAAACUAAAAAUGAAUAAGUUUAACAAAAAUAUAAAGUUGCUAGAUAAAGUAUUAGUAGCAUUGCUUUUGCUACUUAAUUUGUUCAAAAAUGA